Caenorhabditis briggsae is the source of this 1338-nucleotide messenger RNA. RefSeq names its product Protein CBR-OSTB-1 (gene Cbr-ostb-1). Gene Ontology annotation, cellular component: oligosaccharyltransferase complex; endoplasmic reticulum membrane. The record is from RefSeq and is a predicted model, not a curated record. NCBI's taxonomy places the organism in Eukaryota, Metazoa, Nematoda, Chromadorea, Rhabditida, Rhabditidae. The transcript has 4 exons. The coding region runs from base 1 to 1338 and encodes 445 amino acids.
AUGAGGUGGUUACCUACAGUCCUGUUACUUGUGUCUGUCAUAAUCGACCAGUCCUGCGCCGAUCGGGUUCUCGUUUUAGGAGAAACUGCGGCAAUCAAGGAUUCGCACUCUCAAUUUCUGAAUUCCAUCAAAGAACGAGGUCAUGAAUUGACUAUCCGUACCGCCGAUGACUCUCAACUUGCUCUGUUCAAACAUGGACAGCUGAUUUUCGAUCAUCUUUUUGUUCUUGCUCCCGGAGUUCAAGUUUUUGGAGGUUCUCUUACCCCAUCAGAGAUUUCCAAAUUUGUCGAUGAAGGAGGAAACGUGCUUGUAGCCGCCGAUUCCAACAUUGGCGACGCUCUUCGUGAACUCGCGGUGGAACAUGGAUUCGAAUUCGAUGAGGCUGGAACUUCAGUGAUCGAUCAUCACAAUUACGAUCAAUCUCUCGAUCCUGGAGAUCACACCACCGUCGUUGUUGGCAAAGAUCAACUUAUCAGCGCUGAGUUGAUUGUUGGAAACUCUGCAAAGCUUGGACCAGUUAUUUUCAAGGGAAUUGGUUUGGUGGCUGGAAAAACCAACAAUCUCGCUUUGAGCAUCGUGAAAGCUUCAGGAACUGCAUACUCGUUUGAUCCAAAAGCUACUCGGGUGGUGAAUCCAUCAAUUGCUGGAUCACGAACUCUUCUUGUCGGAGGUCUCCAAUCUCGUAACAAUGCUAGAAUUGUCUUCUCUGGAAGUACUGACUUGUUCUCUAAUGCUUUCUUCUCUGCCCAAACCAACUCUGUGAAUCCUGCUGUCGGCGCAGCUGCUUCUGGAAACGCUGAACUAGCUAGUGCCAUCGCUAAAUGGGUUAUGAAGGAGAGCGGAGUACUUCGUGUCAAAUCGGUGAACCAUCAUAAGAAAGGAGAGACUAUGCCACCCGCAGAAGACUACUUCAUCGCUGAAGACGUUGUUUACACUAUCGAGAUUGAGGAGCUCAAAAAUGGAAAGUGGGUGCCAUUCCACGGAAAAGAUGUGCAGCUAGAGUUUGUUCGUGUCGAUCCCUUCGUGAGAGCUACGCUUAAAAACAACAACGGACGUCUAUCCGCCGCCUUCAAACUUCCGGACGUUCUCGGAGUCUUCAAAUUCCUUGUAGACUACAGAAGAGUCGGAUACACUCAUGUUUAUGACGUCCUACAGGUCUCCGUGCGCCCUCUUUGGCAUACGCAGUACGAACGCUUCAUCCGUUCUGCCUACCCAUAUUAUGCUUCUUCGUUCUCUAUGAUGGCUGGUCUCGUGUUGUUCUCGAUUGUCUACCUCUACCACAAGGACACUCCAGUAAAGGGAGCCAAAGUUCUGGAUUCUGAGAAGAAGAAGAAUUAG